Messenger RNA from Plutella xylostella (diamondback moth), 2237 nucleotides. RefSeq names its product glucose dehydrogenase [FAD, quinone]. The record is from RefSeq and is a predicted model, not a curated record. Gene Ontology annotation, molecular function: oxidoreductase activity, acting on CH-OH group of donors; flavin adenine dinucleotide binding. NCBI's taxonomy places the organism in Eukaryota, Metazoa, Arthropoda, Insecta, Lepidoptera, Plutellidae.
UGGCUGGAUAGUGGACACCUGUAACCGCGCGCGCUACAUUCUGAUUUCAAACUUAAGGACUGCCGGUUGUUUGCCAACAUUUUGUGUAAAAAUAUACACAGCUAAAAAUUAAUUAUUUAAGAAAUAAACCACUAAGAUGUUACUUGGACCGUAACUGGCCUGUUGGUGUGUCCGUGAGCUUAAAUUUGGUGCAAAACAUAAAAAGACAAUCAACGACACUAUGCGGCCCAAGGACCGACUGACACUGGCAUGGAUCCUGCUAACUCUGCGGACUACCAUCGGCCAAGGCGAGUUUACGGAGAAUCUUCCAGACAACGUGCGGGAGCAGAGGUCCUACCCGCAGACGCCCAUCAUCGACAUGCUCAUGCAGUCCGUAGCUCCCAACUACACUCCAUCAUCACCGAACGAUAUCUUCGACUUCCUGAGAGACAGUUACCCUUUGCCAAACGGUCUAAAGUCUCCUCUGAAGGAGUAUGAUUAUGUGAUUGUGGGUGCCGGGUCGGCGGGCUGCGCACUGGCGUCGCGGCUCACGGAGGACCCCGGGGUCACGGUUCUGCUGCUGGAGGCAGGUAGACCGGAGCAGGUGCCCACUGACGUGCCCGCCAUCGCGCCCUGGUUCCAGUUCACCGACUACGUCUGGCCGUAUUACAUGGAACGGCAGCCGAAUAUGUGCUUAGGUAUGAGGAACAAGCGGUGCUUCUGGCCGCGCGGGCGCGCCGUGGGCGGCUCCAGCGUCAUCAACUACAUGAUCUACACCCGGGGCCGCCCCGGAGACUGGGACCGCAUCGCCAAGGAUGGGAACUACGGAUGGUCCUACUCUGAUGUGUUGAAAUAUUACAUGAAAUCAGAGCGCAGCAAUUUGAGAGGCUUCGAGUACUCCCCAUACAGAGGAAGAGCUGGGAAUCUCAAUGUUGAAUUUAUUGAAUACAAGACUCCCCUAAUUGAAUCGUUCCUAGAAGCUGGCAGAAUACUAGGUCGUCCAACAGUAGACUACAACGCCCCGGAGGAAAUGGGCUUUGGCUACGUGCAGGCCACAGUGCUGGGGGGCAGGAGAGUGAGCGCCGCCAAGGCUUUUCUGCACCCCUACAAGAACAGAACCAACCUACACAUCCUACCAGUGAGCAGGGUCACCAAGGUACUCAUCAAUCCUGAAAAUAAACAAGCCUAUGGAGUUCAAUAUGUCAGAAACAAACUGAACUACGAAGUCCAUGCCAGAAGGGAAGUAAUACUGUCAGCUGGACCCAUAGCGUCUCCUCAACUGUUGAUGCUCUCUGGUAUAGGCCCGAAGGAACAGUUGUCCAAGCACGGGAUCCCGUUGAUCGAAGAACUGCCGGUGGGACAGACACUAUACGACCAUAUAACAUUUCCCGGACUAAUAUACACACUAAACACAACGAGGGUGAGCUUAAUAGAGAACAGGGAAACUACACUCAACACGGUGGUGCAGUGGCUCCAGUUCGGUGACAGCGCCAUGGCAUCCCCGGGUGCGGUAGAAGGAAUCGGUUACAUAAAAACACCAAAUUCCAAAGAACCCGCUGAUAUUCCUGAUAUUGAGCUGAUCAGUAUUGGCGGCUCUCUAGUUUCUGAUGGCGGAGAAGGCGCCAGCAAAGGUGUGAGGAGAGGAAUGACCAUCUCAGAAAAGGUAUUCGACGAAGCCUACGGGUCCAUUGACGCUACGGAAACAUGGAGUGCAUUCCCUAUGUUGUUGCAUCCGAAAUCUACGGGAUAUUUGGAAUUGAAAGACAACAAUCCAUUUAGCUUUCCGCGGAUGUAUGGAAACUACCUGACGGAACGCGUGGACGUGUCAGAGUUUGUAGCAUCGAUUCGGUACAUCCAGAAGAUGGCUUCAACAGAGCCUUUUCAGCGGUACGGAGCACGGCUGCACCAGCCACGGUUCUCCAAGUGUCGAAAGCUGGAGUUUGACUCGGACGAGUACUGGGAGUGCGCGCUGCGGGUGCUGGCGGUGAGCCUGCAUCACCAGAUCGCGACGUGCCGCAUGGGGCCGCCGAGUGACCCCCGCGCCGUGGUGGACCCGGAGCUGCGGGUGUACGGCGUGGGCGGCCUGCGCGUCGUGGACAGCAGCGUCAUCCCGCGCACCAUCUCCGCGCACACCAACGCGCCCGCCAUCAUGAUAGGCGAAAAAGCAGCUGAUAUGAUCAAACAGAAAUGGAGUUUCUUAAACAAAGGCUCGUGAACAAAGAUUUUAGGUUUAAUUAUCAAUAAAAUUUAUAAUUCUA